CUAAACUCCAUGGGUCACUUUUAUUGGUACCAAAGAUACUUUCAGUAAAACUGUAAGGUUAAUAUAAUCAUCAAAUAUAUGAUUUAUCAACAAACACACAUUUAACCCAAAUUAGAAAAAUAUCCUAUGAAGUUAAUAGAAAAUAUUAUUGUGAUAGCUCAAAGAUAAGUUUAGUAGAUUAGAUGAUGUAUAUCUAUAUUUUGAUUUCAUAUUAAUUGUAAAGACAUAAAUAUAGAUAUAAAUCUCUAAUUGUUUAUUUUUGAUAGAUAUCAAAGACUUAUUUUUGAGUUCUUAGCUAAUUUGUAUUAAUGAAAUAUCUCAAAGAAAUCUAAGAAGAUAAACAAAGAUAGGGUCCUAUCUAUUCUCUUAAAACAAUCCCCAGAACUAAAUAUAAAGGAGAUUUAUCAUCAUAUUUCACAAAAACAAAACGAAUAUAUACUUCUUUUCAUGCCAAUAAGAAGAAAAUUAAGCAAAAGUAAAGAAAAUAAUUUCCUCUUCAAAAGCAUACUCUCCUCUCAAAUUGAUGUUGUUCCUUCUCCAUUAUGAUAUCUCUCGGCCUCUCUCUCUAUAGCUGUCUCUCUCUAUAAUUUAUCUUUUUCUCUCUCUCCAUUCUAGUUCAUAGCACAUAGACUUAUUUAAGUACAUUGCCUGUGUUGUCUUUCUCAACCAUUAGUCCUUUACUUCGAUAAAGGCUAAGGAAGAAAAGUUUUGAUUGUCUUCGUCAUUGGAACAGUUUUAAUUUUGUUGCUUCAAAACAUCCAAAAGGACAUGAACAACAACAAGACUUUCAGUACUACAAGCACCAUCAAUGAAGACUACAUGUCAUUCCCUUAUAAUGACAAUUAUUGCUCACAACCAUUACUCCCUUUUAGCCCUUCCUCUUCCAUUAACGACCUCUUGAUUCACUCCAAUUCCAACACAUCAAACAAUCAUCUUGACCAUCAUCAUCAAUUCCUACAAGCAGCUUCUCCUUUUUCUCAAUUCGAAUUCGUCCAGGAUUUUUCUCUCCUCCCCUCUUUCCUCCCACAAAACAUUGCCCAUAAUGAUAACCAAACCAUAAGCAUCAAUGACCAUCAUCAUCCAUCCCUUCUUCCUUUGAACAACACCAUUGAUGAAUCCCAACUCAUUGAGCCGUCGGAGACCAUAACCACACACAACGAAGACUCCCAGAGAAUCUCAACUACUCAAGACCCGAAAAUGAAAAAUGCCAAGAAACCAAGCAGAACGGACCGGCACAGCAAGAUCAAAACGGCUAAGGGGACAAGAGAUCGUAGAAUGAGACUCUCUCUAGAUGUCGCCAAAGAAUUGUUUGGCUUACAAGACAUGCUUGGAUUCGACAAAGCCAGCAAGACCGUUGAAUGGUUGCUCACACAAGCCAAACCCGAGAUCAUAAAGAUCGCCAACAGCCUUUCUAACCAGUUUAAACACGGCGGAUUCAGCAGCGGAGAUGACUCCCAAACCCGACCGGCGUUAGGAUCAACGGAGACAUCGUCUGAUCUAUGCGAAUUUGCAUCUGUGUGGACAGUCGAGGAUAGAGGCAGCAAUACUAGCAUGACCGAAAAUAAGGUGGAUGGGAGAACAAUGAGAGGGAAGAGAAAGAUGUCGCAGCGAACGCCCAUUUUGAAGGAGAUGUCUAAAGAUGCCAGAGCCAAAGCAAGAGAGAGAGCAAAGGAUAGAACAAUGGAGAAGAUCAUGAAGAGAAGACGACCACAAGUAAAUGCCGUAGAAGAAGUAGAAGCUCAUAAUCAGCAUGAUGAGGUAGUAAAGAAUAAUAAUUCUGGUGUUAAUUGGACUACUUCUUUUGAGGUGACGCCCUGCGGAGAAAAUAUGGAAGAACUUUGCAAGAACAAUCGUUUCGCAGUUUACAACGAUUUUGUGGUGAAUAAAAAAGAUCACAUUUCCGAAGAAUCAUAUAAUAUGAUCAGCCAAUUGAAUUCAUCAUUUCCAAUGCUUACUCCCCAUCGCAGCCAAGGUGCAGCUACUUCCAUAGAGCAGCAGCAGCAGCAACAGGUUAGGGAUGUUCAUCACUUCUUGUACAACUAUCAUAAUAUGUAAUAAUGAUAUAAAUUACCGUUAAUUUCUCAAAUUAAUAUAUAAUAAUUUGUGUAUAUGUGAGUCUUAUGAAGCUUUUUUACUUCACUUUCUUGUCAUAUAUUAAAUCGAUGUAAAACAAUCAAUGCCUUUUAUAUAAUAUUUUGUUUAAUUAUA
Messenger RNA from Brassica napus (rape), 2208 nucleotides. RefSeq names its product transcription factor TCP18-like. Gene Ontology annotation, molecular function: sequence-specific DNA binding; DNA-binding transcription factor activity. Gene Ontology annotation, biological process: regulation of secondary shoot formation. Gene Ontology annotation, cellular component: nucleus. The record is from RefSeq and is a predicted model, not a curated record. The transcript is spliced from 6 exons. Lineage: Eukaryota; Viridiplantae; Streptophyta; Magnoliopsida; Brassicales; Brassicaceae. Bases 769 to 2055 code for a protein of 428 amino acids.